This is a messenger RNA of Oncorhynchus gorbuscha (pink salmon), 2679 nucleotides long. It is a transcript of the gene sesn2, whose product is annotated as sestrin 2. The record is from RefSeq and is a predicted model, not a curated record. The coding region runs from base 547 to 2211 and encodes 554 amino acids. Gene Ontology annotation, biological process: regulation of response to reactive oxygen species; cellular response to L-leucine; positive regulation of macroautophagy. Gene Ontology annotation, molecular function: oxidoreductase activity, acting on peroxide as acceptor; L-leucine binding. The transcript is spliced from 11 exons. Gene Ontology annotation, cellular component: nucleus. Lineage: Eukaryota; Metazoa; Chordata; Actinopteri; Salmoniformes; Salmonidae.
CAGAAGUAGAGGAGUUGAUACCCGCGAAUGGACAGAUCAUGAAAGUCAGCAAAUUUCUCCACAUCUGAAAGACCACCCGGACAAGUGACGAAUAUCUGUCACAUAUUCGAUACCAGAACCUUAUAUAAUGGACGUAUAUUGCUGCAGACGCUUUCGCUGUUUUGAUCCGAUUCAAAUUGACAGGGAUGAACAACUUGCUAGCCUUCGUUAAUGAUGUGCCCCGAGCUCGAGACGUUAGCAAACUAGAUUCAAAUUAAAUGUGUUGUCAUUACUUGAGAAAAAAAAUCUGUCGAUUUGAGAACAAAAUAUGUGGGGAUUACUGCCGACUACGGUCUAUUGACGAAAUCUGACUGAGUUGUGAAAGCCUAAAUGCUAACUAGCUAGCACACCAGCAUUCCGAAACCAGCGUUAGCCAGCCAGCCAGCCAGCCAGCCAGCCAGCUAGCCAGCCAGCUAGCCAGCCAGCCAGCCAGCCAGCCAGCCAGCCAGCCAGCCAGCCAGCCAGCCAGCCAGCCAGCCAGCCAGGGACGGUUCUGUGCAGGUUGCUAUGGAAGAGGUGGCGCUAGAACCACCGACGGACGCGCUCUGUGAAUGUAAUGGAGGUAGAACCACCAACUCCGAAGAUCCCAGACCUAAAAGCCGACAUCAUCAACCCGAAUUCGGGCCGAACCCGAGUAACUUUUCUCGGCUGUGCAGCAGGGACGAUGCGGAGAGGGCAGAGGCGCUGGAAGAACUGACCCAGAGCGUCAUGUCCCGGUUGGGUCUGGACCGACCCGGUUCUGCUCGUCUCGAUAAACACACUCUCCUGCAGCUGCUGCGGGUCUCCCGGUCCUGCCCCUUACAGGAGGUCCGCGAGAGGGCAGCGGAACUACUGCGGACUGCACAGGAGCAAGGUGUUGAGAUUCCUCAGGCUUUGGCCUCCGGUCCUAGUGCCUUCAUCCCUGCACAAGUGAUUUUGGAUGAGGGACCAGAUCAGGAAGUUCUGAUAGAAGCCUUCCUCUCAUUGGGUCGUUUUGACCACAUCACCAUGGUGAUGGCCCUUCACCCCACCUACCUCAGCUGCUUCCUGCGUACCCAGCAUGCUUUGCUGGAGCUGGAUGGCCCACUACCCCGCCCCUGGAGGCACUACAUCGUUGUCAUGGCUGCAGCUCGUCACCAGUGUUCCUACCUUGUCCAACAGCAUAGUGCAGGGUUCCUGGAGGCGGGCGGGGAGGAGAGCUGGCUGGAGGGGCUACAACACACACACCCCAAAAUACGCUGCCUACACACACUUAACAAGCUGCUGGCACACAGACCCUGGCUCAUCACACAACAGCACAUACAGGAGUUGGUGUGUCCUGGGGCGGAUGAUCGUUGGUCAUUGGCUGAGCUGAUCCACGCAGUUGUUCUGAUGACUCACUCUCAUUCGCUGUCCUCCUUCGUUUGGGGGUGUGGCCUACACCCUGAGCCCGACCACAUAGGAGGCCACGCCUUCUGCACACCAUCACCAUCCAAUAACAUGCCACAAAGCCCUCACAGUCCCGCCCCCGAGGACGGCAAGCCAGAGGAUGGAGUGACGGAGGUGGAGGCAUUGAUGAAGAGGAUGGUGGAGUUACAACAGCAGGUGGAGGAGUGUAGUCAGGAAGAGAUGAUCACUCGCUUUGAGAGGGAGAGGAGCGAGAGCAUACCUACUGCAGUGGUACGGGGAGCCCCCUCUGACUUGGUGUUGAGGUUAGUGGAGGAUCCAGAGUUCAUCUAUGAAGACUUCUCCAUCCGAGGAGAACAGUCACCUCCUACCAUGAGAGCACAGGACUACUCAUGGGAAGACCAUGGAUUCUCCCUAGUGAACAGACUGUUACCAGACAUGGGCCAAUUACUGGAGGAGAAGUUCCAGGUUGUGUGUAGUCUAACCUACAACAGGAUGGCGAUGCAUAAGGAUGUGGACACACACACACUCCGCAAGGCUCUCUGGAACUACAUACACUGCCUCUACGGAAUACGGUACGAUGACUACGACUACGGAGAGGUGAAUGUGUUGUUGGAGCGAGGCCUCAAGAUGUUUGUGAAAACAGUAGCGUGUCAUCCAGAACAGACUACAGAUAGGAUCUACUCUGCCUACUGGAGACUCUUCAGACACUCUGAGAAGGUCCAUGUCAACCUGCUGCUGAUGGAGGCUCGACUACAGGCUGCUCUACUAUACACACUACGGGCUGUCACACGCUACAUGACAUGACUACAGGCUGUCACACGCUACAUGACAUGACUACAGGCUGCUCUACUAUACACACUACGGGCUGUCACACGCUACAUGACAUGACUACAGGCUGCUCUACUAUACACACUACGGGCUGUCACACGCUACAUGACAUGACUACAGGCUGCUCUACUAUACACACUACGGGCUGUCACACGCUACAUGACAUGACUACAGGCUGCUCUACUAUUCACACUACGGGCUGUCACACGCUACAUGACAUGACUACAAGCUGCUCUACUAUACACACUACGGGCUGUCACACGCUACAUGACAUGACUACAGGCUGCUCUACUAUUCACACUACGGGCUGUCACACGCUACAUGACAUGACUACAGGCUGCUCUACUAUACACACUACGGGCUGUCACACGCUACAUGACAUGACUACAGGCUGCUCUACUAUACACACUACGGGCUGUCACACGCUACAUGACAUGACUACAA